GCUUCUUCGUGUUUCUCAGCAAUUUUUCCAAACGACCGGUGAACUCAAAAGAUGGGUUCUGAGCUGAAGAGAAAGCAGAAGACGAAGAUAAAUAAUAAACCUGUUCAGUUGAACCCUAAUUGGUCACUCCUCCAACAAAAGCUGAAAUCUGAUUCUCACGGAAACACUCGAAAAUCGUUUAGUAAUGGCAACCCAGAUAAUCCCAGCUCCAUAUUAGGGAAGCGGAAAGAUAGACCCGAUUCGGAGGUUGAAGUUCCUAAGAUCGAUCCCUUAACUCCCGUUAACGACGAUUCCAGUUUGACAGAUGAAGUGGCUAUGGACUGUGAAAUGGUUGGUGUCAGUCAAGGAACCAAAAGUGCCCUUGGACGAGUUACCUUGAUUAAUAAAUGGGGUAAUGUUCUAUACGAUGAGUUUGUCCGUCCAGUAGAACGUGUUGUUGACUUUCGUACACAUAUUAGCGGGAUUCGACCUCGUGAUUUGAGAAAAGCCAAAGAUUUCCGCGUUGCUCAGACCAAAGUAGCGGAGUUAAUAAAGGGAAAGAUUCUCGUGGGACAUGCCUUACACAAUGAUCUCAAGGCUUUGCUGCUAACUCACCCGAAAAAGGACAUAAGGGAUACAGCAGAGUAUCAGCCCUUUCUCAAGGGCAAAACCCGAAAAUCUCUGAAACAUCUCGCAGCUGAGUUUUUAGGGGCUGACAUUCAAAACGGAGAGCACUGCCCUAUUGAUGAUGCACGAGCAGCUAUGAUGCUUUACCAGAAGAACAGAAGAGAGUGGGAGAAAAACGUGAAAGACCAGACGCGGAUGUGGCUGAAACAAAAGAAGCGUAAGCCUAAGAAGAAAGCAAAAGAAGGGAACACUUCCACAGAUCAAAAUCCAAUUGUUUGAAUCAAUCAGCGAGAGCAAACCGGACUAAACAGAAACCAAGAAUCGCUGAAAAGUUUUGGCCAUUUUUCGUUCUUUAUUGCUCUCAGCAUCAUGCGCCCCAAAUGUACUAGUAUCUUGUUGUGUACAAGUUCAUCACAAUAUUAUACCACAUUAAUAUUAGGUCAUGUAUUAUUGUUAAACGAAACAACACAUUUUUGGAGGUUCUGAAUUUAAGCAAGUUCAUCU
Molecule: messenger RNA, 1110 nt
Organism: Capsella rubella
Lineage: Eukaryota; Viridiplantae; Streptophyta; Magnoliopsida; Brassicales; Brassicaceae
Product: RNA exonuclease 4
Exons: 9
Coding region: 52-885 (277 amino acids)
Biological process (GO): rRNA processing
Cellular component (GO): nucleus
Molecular function (GO): nucleic acid binding; 3'-5' exonuclease activity
Source: RefSeq, a predicted model, not a curated record